UGGUAGUUUCAUUUGGAGUCUAGGAGGAGUUGCUGUAAGGUCGACCGAGCAUCCUACUCCAAAAAACAACUAAAAACAUCACCCCGCGGAAUUUAUCUGCGUUCUACGAGUACAGAAAGCUGGAGGACCGAGCAGAGUCUCAGAGCUUUGGCUAGGACUGGACGUUGAUGCCUUUUCCUCACUGAGAUAGUAGUGAGGCAGCUAGCAAACCAUCCUUCUCCAUUUGUAGCUCUCCGCAUGUCUGUAGCUGUGCUAUCUUUUUGAGAAAUUGAGCAUUCGCCCUUUUCGAAAUUCGGAAGAACCGGGUGUCUGAUAUAGGCUGGAAGCAAUAUCCAGACUGUCUUCCGCCACUUGGCCGGUAGUGUGAGCCACUUCUAUGUCGGAAAGAACUUGGGGUUAGAAGCAGUGUAGUUUUGCUAUAGCACACGAGUUGUGUGGACAUUUAGCUGGGUUUUUGUUUCUGAGAGCUCGUCUUUUCACAGGUAAUAUUUGCCAUGUCGGCAUCAUCCUCUGCGCCUCCCGCCCAGGGAGCUAACCCCCAGUCAGAAAAUGAGGGUCUGAAUGUGGACACUGGUUUGAAGCCCGCCGGUCCCACACCCAGCUCGAGUCGAUUCCAGGUGGAUUUAGUGGCUGAAGCAGCCGGCGCCGCAGAUAAAACGCUCGCGUCUGGAGACAAAGCCAACCCUGCCCCAGAAGGUUCGGAGCCAGCGGCUAUUGGUGAGGAGGCAAAGGGCCGGUUUAGGGUGGUGAACUUUGUGGAUCCGAGUGGCGCGAGCCCACCAGAAGCAGUGCCGGCUGAAGGCUUCCAGAAUGGAGACACGGUAAUGAGUGAAGGCAGUCUGCAUUCUUCGACAGGGGGCCAGCAUCACUACCACUAUGAUACCCAUACGAACACCUAUUACCUGAGGACGUUUGGCCACAACACCAUCGACGCGGUGCCGAACAUUGAUUUCUACCGGCAAACUGCUGCGCCGCUGGGGGACAAGCUGAUAAGACCCACCCUGUCGGAGCUGCACGACGAGCUAGACAAGGAGCCAUUUGAGGACGGCUUUGCCAACGGGGAUGAGUUGACCCCGGCCGAGGAGGCUGCAGCAAAGGAGGCGUCUGAACCCAAGGGAGCAGUCAAGUUCGGAUGGAUCAAAGGGGUGCUGGUGCGCUGCAUGUUGAACAUUUGGGGCGUGAUGCUCUUUAUCCGUAUGUCAUGGAUCGUGGGCCAGGCGGGAAUUGUUCUCUCCUGUUUGAUCAUUCUCAUGGCAACGGUUGUGACCACGAUCACCGGCCUUUCUACAUCAGCGAUUGCGACCAAUGGCUUCGUACGAGGAGGAGGGGCAUACUAUCUAAUAUCCAGGAGUUUGGGUCCAGAGUUUGGUGGCUCCAUUGGUCUGAUCUUUGCCUUUGCCAAUGCGGUGGCAGUCGCCAUGUACGUGGUGGGCUUUGCUGAAACCGUUGUGGAGCUUCUCUCAAGCACGGAUUGCAUCAUGACGGAUGAGAUCAACGACAUCCGUAUCGUUGGCACCAUCACAGUCAUCCUCCUCCUUGGCAUCUCUGUGGCGGGCAUGGAAUGGGAGGCCAAGGCCCAGAUCUUCCUGCUGAUCGUCCUCAUUACUGCCAUCUUUAACUACUUCAUCGGCACUUUCAUCCCCCUAAAGUCCAAGGAGGCGCAGGGCUUCUUUGGCUACAACAGUGCAAUCAUGAUGGAGAACAUGGGUCCGGACUUCCGGGGCACUGAGUCGUUUUUCUCCGUCUUCGCCAUCUUCUUCCCGGCGGCCACCGGCAUCCUGGCCGGGGCAAACAUCUCUGGAGAUCUUUCUGAUCCUCAGCAGGCCAUUCCAAGAGGAACGUUGUUGGCCAUUCUGAUCACCGGUAUCGUCUACCUGGGGGUUGCCAUUUCUACUGGCUCGUGCAUCGUGAGAGACGCCACGGGAAACGACAACGACACCCUCAGCAGUCAGUUCAUGGCCAACUGCACUGAAGCCGCCUGCAAGUUCGGCUACGACUUCUCCUCCUGCAAGAGUGACAACGGCAAAUACGUCUGCGAAUACGGACUCCAGAACGACUUCCAGGUCAUGAGCACUGUGUCUGGUUUUGGGCCCAUCAUCACCGCCGGGAUUUUCUCUGCCACCCUUUCUUCCGCUCUGGCGUCUUUGGUCAGCGCCCCCAAAGUGUUUCAGGCCUUGUGCAAAGACAACAUCUACCCCGGCCUGGAGAUGUUCGCCAAGGGCUACGGCAAGAACAACGAGCCCCUCCGCGGCUACAUCCUUACGUUCUGCAUCGCUCUGGCCUUCAUCCUCAUCGCUGAGUUGAACGUCAUCGCUCCCAUCAUCUCCAACUUCUUCCUGGCAUCCUAUGCUCUCAUCAACUUCUCAGUGUUCCACGCCUCCCUGGCCAACUCUCCAGGAUGGCGGCCCAGCUUCAAGUACUACAACAUGUGGGUGUCCCUGGCCGGAGCUGUGCUGUGCUGCGUGGUCAUGUUUGUCAUCAACUGGUGGGCCGCCCUGAUGACCAACGUUAUCGUCAUGGGACUCUACAUCUACGUCAGCUACAAGAAACCUGAUGUGAAUUGGGGCUCCUCCACCCAGGCUCUGACGUACCACCAGGCUCUGACCCACAGUCUGCACCUCAGCAGUGUUGAAGACCACAUCAAGAACUUCAGACCCCAGUGCUUGGUGAUGACGGGCUACCCCAACUCCCGUCCGGCUCUGCUCCACUUGGUCCACGCUUUCACCAAGAACGUAGGCCUGAUGAUCUGUGGCCAUGUGCGCAUUAGUUCCAGAAGGCCCAACUUCAAAGAGCUGUCGAAUGACCAGACACGAUACCAACGGUGGCUCCUGAAGAAUGAAACCAAGGCGUUCUACACCCCCGUGUUCGCUGAGGACAUUCGAGAAGGGACUCAGUACCUGCUACAGGCUGCCGGACUGGGUCGUCUGAGGCCCAACACCCUGGUGAUUGGCUUCAAGAAUGACUGGAAGGACGGUGACAUGGCUAAUGUGGAGACCUACAUCCAAAUGAUACAUGAUGCCUUUGACUUUCAGUAUGGUGCUGUGGUCCUCAGACUGAAGGAGGGACUAGAUGUGUCUCACAUCUCAGAACAAGACGACCUGCUCUCCUCGCAGGAGAAGACGUCUGGGAUGAAAGACGUGGUGGUGUCCAUCGACCUGAAGGACUCUGACGGAGACUCAUCCAAACCCUCGUCCAAGGCCACCAGCAUCCAGAACAGCCCUGCCACACAGAAAGAUGACGAGGACGAAGGCAAAGCCGCAACGAAGCCCCUGUUGAGAAAAGUCUUGUGCUUUCGAAAAAGUGUCGAGCCGGAGAAGAGGCCCCAGGCGUUGAACGUGGCCGACCAGAGGCUCCUGGACGCCAGCCAGCUCUUUAAGAGGAAACAGGGCAAGGGGACCGUGGACGUGUGGUGGCUGUUUGACGACGGGGGACUCACCCUGUUGAUCCCCUACCUGCUCACCAACAAGAAGAAGUGGAAGGAGUGCAAGAUUCGCGUGUUCAUCGGAGGCAAAAUCAACAGGAUCGACCACGACCGCAGAGCGAUGGCAACACUGCUCAGCAAGUUCAGGAUAGAUUUCUCGGAUAUCAACGUACUGGGAGACAUCAACACCAAGCCCAAGAAAGAGAAUGUGACUGCCUUUGAGGAGAUGAUUGAGCCAUACCGGCUGAAGGAAGACGACAUGGAGCAGGACGCGGCCGAGGCACUGAAGGCCAGCGAGCCCUGGAGGAUCACGGACAAUGAGCUGGAGCUCUACCGGGCCAAGACUAAUCGUCAGAUCAGACUAAACGAACUGCUGAAGGAACACUCGAGCACAGCCAACCUCAUUGUCAUGAGCAUGCCGCUGGCCCGGAAGGGAGCGGUGUCCAGCGCUCUCUACAUGUCCUGGCUGGAGGUCCUGUCCAAGGACCUGCCUCCCCUCCUCCUGGUGCGCGGAAACCACCAAAGCGUCCUUACCUUCUACUCUUAAAUACACGCACGCACGCACACACUUUCACUAGUGCUGCCUCUGGGACCGCCCACGUCUCCUAUCCCAGGGCCAGCCCUGAGUCACUCAUGACACACACUCCAAUGAAGGUAGAGCCCGUAGCCAUUGAUGAUGAUGAUGAUAAAGGAUAUGGUGUUGCUCCGGAGGUCCGGCUUCCAAUGUGAAAGGGGGUUGGUCAGUAACGUCCCCCACUACAUUUUUCAAAAUGGUGACCGAAGUGAACGUUGCGAAAGAAGUGAACAAUUACAUUUUUCUCAGUCGAGUUCCUCUUUGGCUUGAAAGCACCUGAGCACACUAUUCACACGCUAUUAAUAUUGUUAUUAUUAAUCCCAUUCCUCUUGGUGUCACGUUUCUAAGUUAUACAGCUUUUUGUUUUUUCUUUAUUCAAUGCAGCAAUAAUCACCCUAAAUCUUUUCCUUUUCUUGUGUUGGGGGAGAACCAUGCUUCGCAACACCUUUUUACAGCCUUAUGGAUGUGCCUUCUAGUUGAAAUCAAAGGUAUUACAUUAUAAAUUGCUCUACCCAGAUAUAACGGUAUAAAAAUGUGUAUAUAUAGAUGGAUGAGUUAUUUUUAUUAUUGGCUUUUAAAUGUAAUCAUCUGUUUUUUGAGGAUUUUUUUUUUUAAAUGCUGGUGUUUGUUGGAGGUUGGCAGAAAGUCUCCACGAUAGCAUAAAAAGCGUUCUCUGGUGUUUACAUUUGUUAAAUCCCCCCCCAAAACUGUGUUUUGUUCUUUUGUUUUGUUCACCAGGAUCUGUGUUUUCCUUGAGUUCAUUUAUUUGUCUUCCUUUAAGUUGUGGAAAUGAAAUAGUUGUUAGUGCAGGAUCCUGUACAGACCUAACACUAGACACCAUCGACUUCAACUCUGAAAGAUGUUUUGGCGGUCUCCAAGAAUGUCGUCUUAGAAGAAAGCACCCACAGGUCUAGGUAUUGGAAGUUCCACGGGGGCUUUUUUCCCAGGCUAUGUCAGAGGUAGCCGCAGUCGACUAGAACUGGGUUUUAGCAUGGCCAUGCUAAAUGUCCAGAUGUCUACCAAAAGCUGCUAACAUGAACAAAUCCCUGGCUGUGCCCAACAUUGAAGUCUCCUUUAGGUUGCCAAAGUGGACUAUAAUUCUAACUUGAGAGGCACCAAGUGUACUGGCAUUUGUGAAUUAUGAUGUCCUUAGGGGUUUGUGAAGGUCUGAGUUACGAACGCGCUUAUCUCAAGUUAGGACGCUAGCCCUUGGUCUGCUACUUUUGGAGUGAAUCCACAGAAAAUGGCCUAGGCCUUCUUACUGAAUGAAGACUUUGCCUUAAUGCUAGAUGUAAUGGUGGUCAUUGUAGCUGAAAUAUAACUCAUACUGGCUGUAUGAUUGUAGUAGUGGGUCAGUGUUGAGGCAGCUGCGUUUUUUUUUUUUUGUCAGUCUGUCAUCCAAACAAUGACAUGCAUAUAAACCAUCUCCCAGCUCCCUUAGUUACAUGAAAGCAUAAAGAAUGUGUGCUUGCUGCAGGGUUAACCGUGGCUAGAGAAGUGCUGAUUGGUGUGAAUGUAUUUUUUCCCCCAGUAGUGGUGGCAUUAGCUCAUUCUGCCUCGGACAAUGGUGCCUGGACAUACUCAUGUAGAUAGUUUCAUAGCACUCAACAGUAAACCGGGGGGGGGGGGGGCGUGUGAAAUGCAGAAACAACUGCCACUUUGAAUUGUGUGUCAAGAUCAGUGGGUAAUUGGUCCGUUUCUGUUAGAACAGUUUUUCUGAAGAGCGCUGAUACAUGUAUACCUCUAGUAGUCCUGUCAUUAGAGCCCAUGUAGUAGUCCUGUCAUUAGAGCCCAUCUAGUAGUCCUGUCAUUAGAGCCCAUCUAGUAGUCCUGUCAUUAGAGCCCAUCUAGUAGUCCUGUCAUUAGAGCCCAUCUAGUAGUCCUGUCAUUAGAGCCCAUGUAGUAGUCCUGUCAUUAGAGCCCAUCUAGUAGUCCUGUCAUUAGAGCCCAUGCCUGGUUCAUUUGACCGUUUAAGCUGGUCUAUAAAGCUACACUUCUAUGAAAGUGGUUUGUAACACGUGAGGGCUUUCUCUGAGGAGGAGGGGGGGGUAAAAUGGCCAAUUUGCAGGUAUCAAUGUUCAGUUAGUCUCUAACUUGUGAAUGGGGGAUUUCAGUGGGAACCGCUGAAAGCUUUUUUCUUUUUUUGGAUCAGAACAGGGUUAUUUGUGUUCAUAAUGUACAGUAUUGCCCGCGCCUUACCCGAGCCGUCUAUGGGCCACCCCCUUUAGGUUGGCCACGUCACAGCCCAUUCUCCUCCCCGGUCCGUGUCAUUCUUUAUGCCAGUUUUACACUGUGUGACUGGCCAAGGCUCGGGACCAGUCACACAGUGGCACGAGGCUCGGGUCAGUUGAAUGUACGCCUGACAGACACUACAGGGGAAGGACAGCCUCUCUUCUGCCGCUUACAUCGUUCGUUCACACUUUCUGCUACAUUGUAUUUCUUUUUUUUUAAAUCAUAAUCCCACAUGGAAAUGAAAGUGCAGUGCGUUGAUGAUUUCUUUGGUCCAGUGUACUUUCACCACACAGUUGACUGCAUCUAAGCAUUGUCCUUCGAGGACAAAUACAACAUGUGAUUAUGAAUGAAUAUAGAUAUAUAUAUAUAUAUACAUAAUAUACAGUGUGUAUACAUAUAUUAUACAGUAUGUGUGUAUAUAUACAGUAUGUAGCGCUCCAGUAUAUAUACUAGUGUAUAAAAACAUUUCUUGGAAAUAUGUGCAAAGCAUGUCAUUAUAUUUUUUAAAUGGGUGGGGGUUGUAAAGCUUUUUAGAAACCAGAUGGUACAAUCUUACUAAUCGAGAUCUGUUCUAUGUACCGUGUGUAUAAAGCACUUGACCCUCAGUUAGCGUGACGAAGCAACAAUGUUCCAGACCGACAACACGGGUUACUCUACAUUUCUAUUUAAGUAUGUAAGAAAAUGUAUCAAUACAAAUGUGCGGGGGAUCUUUGUCGCUGUAGUGUGAAAACAACAAACUUGCUGUCUAUGUCGCAACCAAAUAAUGUGUGUUGGUGUUUUCCAUUGAUGUACUGUAUAACUAGAUACACAGGAUAGGGGGGGGGGGGGGGUUGAGGAGACAUACUGUAACAUCCUCUCAAUGUCCAUAUUUAGCCUGAGCUUUACACUACUGUGCUCUGUCCAUGAGACCAAAACACGUUGCCUGUAACUUGUCCACACCAUGUUGAGGUCUAUAACUUUUUUUUUUUUUUGCCAAAGCCCCCCCACCCAACACCUGUAUUCAGUUGUUGUGAGGCAUGAUGAUGGAGUAAGAAAAAUGUAAUGGUCAAUAUUUCCCAUGAUUCAGAUUCCUUAGUUCAUACUGUAACUCUCGAAGAAUAGAGACAUGUAAAUAUAAAGCAGUCUAACGAUAUAAAUUGAGGGAUUGGAAUAUUAAUGGCAAAUUAAUAUGGAGAAAGAUAUUUAUUUUAGUUUAGAAUUCUCCUUUUUCCUUUUUAUUAAAGUUAAUUUGCAUGUUGAUUUUUGAAAUUUGAUCUAUUUCAGUUUCUCUUUUUUCAGUCUGUACAUUUCUAUCUUUUAUAUACCUUUUGAAAGAAAAGCUGUGUUGACAAUGCGGUUUUGAAGAUGUUUUCUCCUGCUCUCCCAUCUCGGUAGAUGUGAUCUACCUAGCUGGUUGAAACAGGAAUGUUUUGAUAUACUGUACUGUUAACUGUCACAAAUAUGCUUUUUUUCUAACAUUUUAACAGUUAAGGUUACCAAUACUUUGUACAUCUUUAUUGCAAUAAAUAAAUCAAAUGAAAUUAAUCAGUCA
Molecule: messenger RNA, 7758 nt
Organism: Esox lucius (northern pike)
Lineage: Eukaryota; Metazoa; Chordata; Actinopteri; Esociformes; Esocidae
Gene: slc12a2
Product: solute carrier family 12 member 2
Exons: 28
Coding region: 495-3968 (1157 amino acids)
Biological process (GO): cell volume homeostasis; potassium ion import across plasma membrane; sodium ion homeostasis
Cellular component (GO): membrane
Molecular function (GO): ammonium channel activity; sodium:potassium:chloride symporter activity
Source: RefSeq, a predicted model, not a curated record